Messenger RNA from Onychostruthus taczanowskii (white-rumped snowfinch), 1816 nucleotides. It is a transcript of the gene AQP11, whose product is annotated as aquaporin 11. Gene Ontology annotation, biological process: transmembrane transport. The record is from RefSeq and is a predicted model, not a curated record. Gene Ontology annotation, cellular component: membrane; cytoplasm. Bases 964 to 1743 code for a protein of 259 amino acids. NCBI's taxonomy places the organism in Eukaryota, Metazoa, Chordata, Aves, Passeriformes, Passeridae. Gene Ontology annotation, molecular function: channel activity. The transcript is spliced from 4 exons.
AUGAGAGAGCACAGGCUUUAGCUGUGUCAAGGGAAGUUUAGGCUGGACAUUAAGAAUUUCUUCACAGAAGGGGUAAUUAGACAUUGGAAUGGGCUGCCCAGGGAGGGGGGGGAGUCACUGCUCCUGGACGUGUUCAAGCACAGACUGGAUGUGGCACUCAGUGCCAUGAUCUAUUGUCAUGGUGGUGUUGGGUCACAGGAUGGACUUCACGUCAUGUUAGAGGUCUUUUCUAACCCAAUUGUUUCUGUGAUCCUGCAAUUCCUGUGUGUGCUACAAUGUACAAAUAGCAAAAAAAAGUUCUGACAGUCGGCGUGCUCCUUUUGCUGAACAACACCGAGCACGCAGGCUUGCGCAACUCUAAACAAAUAACCAAAGUCUCACUCUCGAGCUCGCUGCAAACCGCGCGGCGGGGGAUGUGAUCCCCAGGGACUGCCGGGUCCGUGUCCGGUGCCGGUGCCGACCGCGGCCCCGGCCCCGCCGAGCUCCCCCUGCCCGCCCCGGCCGCUCCCUCAGCGCCCCGCGCGCCCCGCCCGCAUGCGCGCUGCGCAGCGCCCGCCGGAGGGGGCGGCGCGGCUGAGCCCGUGCCCGGCUCGGCGCUGGGGCUGGAGGCGCUUCGCAGCCACGGACACACCGCAGCGCCGAUCCCGCCGGGGAAAUCGGCUCCCCUCCCGUUCCCCCGCGGCUGGGAGCCGAGGCCCUCCCUCCGCUCCCGGUCCUCCGGCAGGCUGAGGGGACGGGGAGCCCGGUCCGUCCCGCUGCGGAAGGGCUGAGGGGGCAGCAGAGCCCCCUUGCCCCCGCUUCCCUCCUCGUGCUUUUCCACCGCAGGGAGAGAGCUUCCCUGUCCUAACCCGUGCCCUGCAGGAAGCGGGAUCCCCCUGCCCUCACCCCUGCCCUUUGCUCCGCCGAGCGGAGGGUGGUGGGGCUGGACCUUCCGCGAGCCAUCGGGCCUGUGCAGCUGCGGGCAUGGCUGUCCGUGGGGUCGGGAGCUCCCUGCUGCUGAUGUCCGGCGUGGUGGUGACCGUGGGGCUGUGCCGGAGGCUGGCCCGGCGCCGGCUGCGCUCCCGCCCGCUCCUCUUCGCUUUCCUUGUGGAGAUGUUCAGCACCUUCCAGAUCUGCGCCUGCACGAACGAGCUCAGCCUGCUCGGCAACGUGGAGCCGAAGCCGCACACCGCCCUCACCCUCACCUACGGCUUCACCGUCCUGCACGGCCUGAGCCUGGCCGGCAGCACAUGCAAUCCCUGCGGGACCCUGCAGCCCAUGUGGGGCGGCGGGACGUCGCUCACCAUGGGGGGACUCAAGAUCGCCGCUCAGUUCGUGGCUGCAGUGCUCGCCAGAGUGUUCAUGCACUUUAUCUGGAGUCUGGAGAUGGCAGAGCCACAUCUUGGAGCACUCUCACAGGGCUGCAGCAGCCCUAUGCAGACUACAGAGAUGCAGGCGUUCUGCAUAGAACUGCUCUUUUCUGUCGUUUUCCAGCUGGCCGUCCUGCAAGCCGAAAGCGUUAACCCCAAGUACAGAGUCCAUUUAAUUGCUCUUCUCAUCACCAUGCUCGUGUAUGCAGGUGGAAAUCUCACAGGAGCAAUCUUUAACCCAGCACUGGCGUUUUCAUUACAUGCAGAUUGUUUCUAUGACAAAUUUUUGAGUUACUCUCUAGUAUAUUGGCUAGCACCAUGCUUAGGUACAAUACUUGUGGUUUUUAUAUGGGAUGAAAUCUUUCCUCGGAAAUCCCGAUACAUCAAAUCCUGAAAUUUGGGAGCACUACAUUAAAAAAUAUUUCCAACAUCUGCAGACAUAAAGCUUUCAGAGAACUGCUGACAGA